GGUGGAGGUAGUGUCAGAGACGCAGAAGUAACCCCGCUCAGACGUCGUCAUGGCCCCCGAAGCUGUACCUCUCGUGGUCGUUCCUGAAGCCCACCUCAGGAAGCUCGUCAAGGAGGUCGUUAGCAUCCCCCUGGUCUCGUCCGUCACGCAGAAGGUCUCCACCACCCACGAGAAGCUUUGUAGUACGGUGCCGCUCUAUGACUGGCUGACGGCGACCGCGCUGUUGACGACGAAGGUGGUCGCUUCGAAGGCUGAGGAGUACGCUGUGGUCAAGACGUCAGUUCUCAAAGCGGAGGAACUGGGCCUCCAUGUGGUAGACAACUUGAAGAAAAAUUAUCCUGUUAUUGAGAAGCCUACCGAAGAGGUAGUAGAGCGGACUUCUGUUUACGUCCGCCAGAAGAUCCAGCUGGGAAAGAGUCGCGUGGCCUCCUAUUCUGUAAGUCAAGCCACCUGUCGCGCAACAGAGGCUGCCAUAAAGACUGCUGAGGUUGCUUGCGAUACCUUGAGGAUAGACCGGAAGGAAAACUGGCUCGCUUCGAUUGUCCCAGCGCCACUGAGGACUCUAUAUAACUAUACAUUUGGUCCAGCCUUGGCUAAAACGACUCGGCAGCUGCGCAACGGAAGGCGAACAGUAAGAGCUUUGAGGCGAUCUGGCGCGGUGCACACGGCCGUUGAGAACCGUAUCAAGCGCCGCCGGAAGGUUUCUCCACGCAAAUCUACGAAGGACCAGCCCAGUAGUGGUCUGUGGGCGUGGCUAAUUAGUUUCUUGGCCGUGUUUGGCUUGGCUUCGAGUCCCGCCCACUCCUCCCCGGCGGAGCUCCCGAAGCUCGACCGCGAACUGACCUCCAGCCCCAAGCAGCAGGAGGGAACUACAGAGGACAAGAAGAGGAAGCUGUCUGACGUGGAAACGGAAGACGCCACCUCGGUCGAGGAAAUGAGUCACUUGGACCUUCUUCACGACAUGGACGACUACCGUUCAGACGAGGACCCCGACUAUUCGCCAAGCGACACCUCCACCGACAGCCUCGAGUACAGGUCGACGGACCAUGAGGAGAGCGAGGCGCCCUUCACCGAGGACGACUUCAAGAAGGAACCCACGAAGGCCAGCGAAGGAGAACCUCGGUCCUCUGGGGCAGCAGCGCCCCCGGGAGGCGAAAGCAGCCAGGUGACGACCAAGGUGUCCCUGACGGUGGUCGCACCAGAGGACAAGCCUGCGGAAGGGGAUGCCCCCGAGGUUGGGAAGCCGGCGGCGGAGGUGGAGUAGGGAUACGGAUAUUGUUAUGACAUUUAUAUAAGUUUUAUUGUAUUUUUAAUAACUAGUUUACUUCUAUUUAA
Penaeus monodon (black tiger shrimp) is the source of this 1335-nucleotide messenger RNA. RefSeq lists its product as uncharacterized. The transcript is spliced from 9 exons. The record is from RefSeq and is a predicted model, not a curated record. NCBI's taxonomy places the organism in Eukaryota, Metazoa, Arthropoda, Malacostraca, Decapoda, Penaeidae. Bases 50 to 1264 code for a protein of 404 amino acids.